AUGAGGUUCUCAAGCCUGUUCAACGCGCUUGGGGCGCUUACUGUCCUGCCGGUGCUUUCGGCCGCCCUCACCGUUGGCGAUGUCAUGAGCCAGUCGCUAGCUCAUUUCGGCGAGCGCGAGCUCGAAAGGAGGACCAGCAUAGGCGACAUCAUCAAGGACAUCGAGAACAAGGCCACGUGUGGCGCCUGCAACUCCCUCCUCCUCGUCCUCCAGGCGCUUGCUCACACGGGCAACGACAACUUCACCAAAGUCAUCACGGCCGUGUGCCAGAGUCUCAAGGUCCAGGACAGCGACGUCUGUGCCGGAGCCAUCGGUCUCGAAGGCCCCAUCCUGGCACACGACCUUCGCACCAUGACGGUCGGGACCAAAACGUCAGACCUCUUCUGCCUCACCGUCUUUGGGCUCUGCCAAUGGCCCGACAUCGACACCAAGAACGCACCCAAGCUGUCGGCCAAGCCGGCCGGGGUCUCCCGCCCCGGCACGAGCGGCCGUGCUCCGCUCAAGGUCGUGCACAUCAGCGACAUCCACAUCGACCUGAGCUACGAGCAGGGGGCGAGCUGGAACUGCACCAAGAACAUCUGCUGCCGCCCCUACACGGCGGCGGACGAGCCCGGCCAGAACGACACGCCGGCGGGCAAGUUUGGCGACGUGCACUGCGACACGCCCGUCACGCUGGAGGAGAGCAUGUACACGGCCAUCGAGACGCUCGUGCCGGACCGCAACUUCACCAUCUUCACGGGCGACGCCGUCGAGGGCGCGGUGUGGCUCGUCAGCCAGACCGAGGUGACCAACGACCUGAACGACGCCUUUGGUCGCAUGCGCAGCCUCGGGACCGUCUAUCCCGUCACCGGCAACCACGACGUCGCUCCGGUCAACUCGUUCCCCCCGAGCGCGGUCGACACCGACAUGUCCUCGCAGUGGGCGUACGACACCAUGAGCACCGGCUGGCAGGGCUGGAUCGGGUCCAAGGCCGCAGCCGAGGUCUCGACCAACCACGGCAGCUACUCGGUCCUGGACAAGGCGUCAGGCGUGCGCAUCAUCAGCCUCAACACCAACUUCUGGUACAAGCAGAACUUUUGGAUGUACGAGAAGAACUGGGAGAGCGACCCGAGCGGCAUGUUUGCCUGGCUCGUCAGCGAGCUGGACAAGGCCGAGGCUGCCAAGGAGAGGGUUUGGGUUCUGGGCCACAUGCCCAUGGGCUCUGGGGAUACCUUUCGCGACUCGUCGUAUUACUUUGACCAAAUCAUCCAGCGAUACGACGCCACCAUCGCCGCCACCUUCUACGGCCACACCCACAAGGACCAGUUCGAGAUCGCCUACAGCGACUACAACUCCAAGUCGGCCUCGACGGCAACCAUGGUGUCCUACGUCGCGCCGGCGCUGACCCCUACGUCGGGCCACCCGACGUUCCGCGUCUACGACGUGGACCCCGUCACGCUCGCGGUGCUCGACUACACCGUCUACUACACGGACCUCAACGCGCCAAGCUACCAGACGAACCCGGUCUGGCAGAAGCUGUACUCGGUCAAGGAGGCCUACGGGCCGCUGGUGGGCGUGACGGACCCCGCGGCGGAGCUGACGCCCGGGUUCUGGCACGACCUCACGACCGUCUUCGAGACGGACGACGCCGUGUUCCAGACCUACCGGGCCCGCAAGACGCGCGGCUACGACGCCUCGUUCUGCGACGCCGACUGCAAGGCCGCCGAGAUCUGCCAGAUGCGCGCCGCCGACGCCCAGCACAACUGCAUCACCGUCAAGCCCGGCGUCCACUUCAAGAGGGACGAGGGCGCCGCCGCCGCCGCCGCCGCCGCCAACGACGACGGCCACGGCCACGUUGGCGAGUGCGACGGCAGCAAGGCCGCGCCCAUCCUCAACACGAUAUCGACUUCCACCGACGGCUUGGAGGCCCUCGAGAGCGUCUUGGUGGAGGUCUUGGGCCCGGCCUUUUUGGAACAGCAGGUUCCUGAUUUGAAUGCGACGUCUGCUUCGCAUUAG
This is a messenger RNA of Pyricularia pennisetigena, 1995 nucleotides long. RefSeq lists its product as uncharacterized. Gene Ontology annotation, biological process: sphingomyelin catabolic process. The record is from RefSeq and is a predicted model, not a curated record. Gene Ontology annotation, molecular function: sphingomyelin phosphodiesterase activity. The coding region runs from base 1 to 1995 and encodes 664 amino acids. Lineage: Eukaryota; Fungi; Ascomycota; Sordariomycetes; Magnaporthales; Pyriculariaceae. The transcript is spliced from 2 exons.